Odontomachus brunneus is the source of this 603-nucleotide messenger RNA. RefSeq lists its product as uncharacterized. The record is from RefSeq and is a predicted model, not a curated record. Lineage: Eukaryota; Metazoa; Arthropoda; Insecta; Hymenoptera; Formicidae. The coding region runs from base 194 to 583 and encodes 129 amino acids. The transcript is spliced from 3 exons.
UCCGGAUCCAGAUGCGUCAUGAGUAUCUCCAAGGUCUGGUCUGGUUCCGGCGAAUCCUGCAGGUCUUUGUCCUUGAACAAAGUGUAAAGAUACCAGCAGUCCGUCUCCGGUGAGCCCAAACAGUAAGCUUCGCCGUCUGCAAUGCAUAGAUAUCGUCAGCUUGCUUAUCGCAAUCUGUAAGACAGAUUGAGCGAUGGUCGAUUCUAUCAGGCACGAGGCAAGGAGCCGAGGGAGAUGCCGAUCGCGAGUGGACUCUGCAAAUACACUGAAGUUAAGAAGUACUCGAAGAUCGACGAAGAAUGAAGGACAGAUUAAAGGAAACUCCAGCAGAAGUGGCGAGUUUGACGGCUGCGGUGAUCCUCGUCGCACGUUCAGCUGUAACGCGCGUUGCUUCAAGUUCAAGCAGCAGACUUUCGGCAGAUAUGUCUUCCAAGUACGCGACGUGCGCUCGUGUGAAACAUUCUGCUUGCUACCCGCGACAGUUACUUCUGACAACGACGGACACCGAGGAUGCGACGGCGAACGUCGAGGUUCCAGGAUAUAUCCUGUUUUAAUCUUCCUCUAUCCUGAUCUUCUGUACUGAAGGAAAGAACACUUGAAGAU